Cylindrotheca closterium is the source of this 908-nucleotide messenger RNA. NCBI's taxonomy places the organism in Eukaryota, Bacillariophyta, Bacillariophyceae, Bacillariales, Bacillariaceae. The record is from the annotation of a GenBank genome assembly.
UUAUUGUUAGAAUCAAAGAGGGAAGCCGUGUCCGCUCUGAAGUCAAAAACAGCAACAGCAUCAUCAACAAAAUGUCCUUGCGAAGCUUUGCAUCUCGCACUUAUUGCACUCAUGCAGGAGGCGCAAUCAGGUAUCUUCUUCGUUCUCAUCAAGUUGGGGCGCUUUCGUCAUUUUCAUCACUCGGAAAUGAUAGCAAGAUGAUGAUGAUGAUGACGACGACGACGAAGACCACGACUACCACUACCACUACCACACAACGUCACUACUCUGUAACAUACCGCAAGGAAGAACAAGAAAAGGAAGAUCCCAGCGCAUUGAUUCCUCCUUCCAUGGAUAUGGCCAAAUCCAUGGCCACUGGGUUGAGUCAAAUGGACAAUACCACCCUCACUACCAUUGCCGCCUUGGGACAUCACGAAGCUGGAUGCGAAGUCUUGAGGAGACAUAUCAUGGCCGUGGACAAUCUUAGUUAUGCGGAUGCCUGCGUCCAAUAUGAAGAAAUUGCCAAAACCAAUAGGGGUACUUUGAACAUUGAGACGGUGCCCUAUCUAAUUGGAAUUUCUCUUGGUAUGAUUGGUGCCUUUGGUGCACUCCCCAUGGUCUUUGAUUUGACUACGGCUCUUUGGUUCAAUGACGCAUACGUGACAACGGACAUUCCUGAGCCACGAGAUUUGGAAACCAAGCUGGAAGUAGGAUCCUGGACUUGGAAUUGGAUGGAACCCCCACUCGGUACCUUUAGCUUUGUUUUGCUUUGUUUGCAAUAUGCUAGAGGUCAAAUCCAAAACUUGGGACUUCACCCUUACACGUCCAUGGUUCGACGCCGUCGGGCAGAGCGAUUGGCAGACCGAUAUCCACAAUACAGUUCGGAAGUGCUCAAGCAAUUCAGUUAUUCUGAUCGACUCAUUGGAUAA